Messenger RNA from Vitis riparia (riverbank grape), 2377 nucleotides. RefSeq names its product MDIS1-interacting receptor like kinase 2-like. Gene Ontology annotation, cellular component: plasma membrane. The record is from RefSeq and is a predicted model, not a curated record. The transcript is spliced from 2 exons. Lineage: Eukaryota; Viridiplantae; Streptophyta; Magnoliopsida; Vitales; Vitaceae. Gene Ontology annotation, molecular function: protein binding; ATP binding; protein kinase activity. The coding region runs from base 2 to 2236 and encodes 744 amino acids. Gene Ontology annotation, biological process: hormone-mediated signaling pathway; protein phosphorylation.
AAUGGAGUGUGUGGUAUCUAGUGCUGUGGCGGUGCUGCUGCUGCUGGUGGUACACACGGUAUCAAUGACUCAUGCUGCUUCAACUCAUUCAUCUACUGAUCACUCACAGGUUGUGGCUGAGGCUGACGCUCUGCGCAACUCCGGUUGGUGGAUAUGGAGCGACCCAGCUACCUCGAACCAUUGCAGUUGGUUGGGCAUAACUUGUAAUGAGGCCAAACAAAUCACUGGGAUAAGAUUACGAAAUUAUCAAGUACCCAUAGGUGAGGUUAGUGAAUUAAAUCUUUCUUCACUUCCCAGCCUCAAUUUUCUCAUCCUUUCUAGAAUGGGACUCAAUGGUAGCAUAUCCGACCAAAUAGGUAGUCUUACUAAACUAACCGUUCUUGAUCUUUCUCAUAAUCAAUUGACUGGCCCCAUCCCACACCAAAUAGGUAGUCUUACUAAACUCACCCAUCUUGAUCUUUUUGAUAAUAAACUGACUGGUCCCAUCCCACACCAAAUAGGUAGUCUUACUAAACUCAUCCAUCUUGAUCUUUCUGGUAAUCAACUGACUGGCCCCCUCCCACACCAAAUAGGUACUCUAACAGGACUCACCUACCUUCACGUCUCUUCGAAUGAACUCACUGGUGUCAUCCCUUCAUCUUUAGGCCGUCUUACUAAACUCACCCAUCUUGAUCUUUCUAAUAAUCAACUCAAUGGUAGCAUCCCACACCAAAUAGGUACUCUCAUAGAACUCACCUACCUUGACCUCUCUUGGGGUGAACUCACUGGUGCCAUGCCUUCAUCUUUAGGCUGUCUCACUAAGUUGACUUCUUUGGACCUUGGUAUGAAUCAAAUCAAUGGAUCCAUCCCCCCAGAAAUUGGAAAUAUUAAGGAUCUAGUCACUUUAGACCUUUCUAAUAAUUUAAUCAGUGGAGAGAUACCUUCCAACCUGGAAAAUUUGAAGAGAUUAUGGCUCUUGGAUCUCUCGUAUAAUAGAUUGUCAGGCAAAGUCCCGUCCUUUAUCACCAACAAUUGCAAGCAAACAACAUUUGAUUUAUCCCAAAAUGAUCAUUUGGAGGGUUACUCCAUUUGCACUGGAGGACACGCAACCUCACUCACCCUUAUCAUCUCUUUGCCCCUCACCUUGUUUUUUGUAACCUUGAUACUGGGGAUUGCUUUUGGCCUUUGGUGGAAGAAAAGACAACUUCAACCAGAGUCAGUGCCAGUAAAAAAAAGAAGAGGAGAUUUUGGCCUUUGGUGGAAGAAAAGAAAAGUUCAACCAGAUUCAAUGUCAACCAAAAAAAAUGGAGAUUUGUUUUCCAUAUGGGACUAUGAUGGAAGAAUUGCUUUUGAAGACAUCAUCUUGGCAACAGAGGAUUUCGAUAUCAGAUAUUGCAUAGGUGUUGGAGGCUAUGGCAGUGUUUAUAGAGCACAACUGCCCAGUGGAAAAGUGGUUGCUGUGAAGAAACUUCAUCGAUCAGAAAUAGACGAGCCGGCAUACUUGAGAAGUUUUAAGAAUGAGGUACAGAUGUUAAAAGAAAUACGGCAUCGGAACAUUGUGAAACUGCAUGGUUAUUGUCUACAUAAUAGAUGCAUGUUUCUCAUUUAUAUGUACAUGGAAAGGGGAAGUUUGUAUUGUAUGCUGAGCAAUGAGGUUGAGGCUGUUGAAUUGGAUUGGGUUAAAAGGGUGAAUAUUGUUAAAAAUAUGGCCCAUGCUUUAUCCUACAUGCAUCAUGAUCGUACCCCACCAAUCAUUCAUCGGGACGUAUCAAGCAAUAAUAUUCUUUUAGAUUCAAAACUUGAGGGUUUUGUAUCAGAUUUUGGUACAGCGAGAUUAUUAGACCCCGAUUCGUCCAAUCAAACCCUUGUUGUUGGCACCUAUGGCUACAUUGCACCGGAGCUUGCCUACACAAUGGUUGUGACCGAAAAAUGUGAUGUAUAUAGCUUUGGGGUGGUGGCACUAGAGACAAUGAUAGGGAAGCAUCCUGGAGAACUUAUCACCUCAUUAUCAUCAUCGUUAUGUCAGGAUAUAAUGUUGAGGGAUGUAUUAGAUUCACGUCUACCACUUCCUGAAGAUCUUCAAGUUGCUAAAGAUGUAGUUUUUGUGAUACUUUUGGCUCUCAAAUGCAUCCAUUCAAAUCCGCAAUCUCGUCCAACAAUGCAACAAGUAUCCUACAAACUUCUUAGUAACAUACCAUUUCCUAAGUCACCCUUUUAUGCAAUUUCCCUCCAUGAAUUGAAGAAUCAAGAAAUGUAAUUUAACAACUUGUAUAUAUAUUAUAUAAAAUUAGUUUUUCUUGUUUUCAUGUUUCCAACAUGUGCUUGUUAUUUUUUUGUUUCUUCAUUGUGUUUGGAGGCUAUAAUAAAGAUGGAGAUGUCAUAAAGAACAUAUUCUUUU